Scheffersomyces coipomensis is the source of this 1161-nucleotide messenger RNA. RefSeq names its product 3',5'-cyclic-nucleotide phosphodiesterase PDE1 (gene PDE1). The transcript has a single exon. Gene Ontology annotation, molecular function: 3',5'-cyclic-AMP phosphodiesterase activity; 3',5'-cyclic-GMP phosphodiesterase activity. Gene Ontology annotation, biological process: cAMP catabolic process; negative regulation of glucose mediated signaling pathway. The coding region runs from base 1 to 1161 and encodes 386 amino acids. Lineage: Eukaryota; Fungi; Ascomycota; Pichiomycetes; Serinales; Debaryomycetaceae. The record is from RefSeq and is a predicted model, not a curated record.
AUGAGUUUUGAAAUCACAUUUUUAGGAGCAAGCGGUGGUCCUAUCGAGGGGACUAAUUGUUCUAUAUUAGUUAAACCAUCUCAUCUAUCUUAUGAAACUAUAAUUAAUCAAAAUCUAAAAGAUGAAGUAAUCUGUAUCGAUGCUGGAUCUGGUUUAUUACAAUUAUCAGAAAUCAUUCAUAAUGAACAACUACAUCAACAACUGAAUUCAAAAUUACUUCAUCUAUAUAAUGAUUCCUUACCUACUAAAGAUUAUAUAUCGUCCACAAAAGCAAAAGGCACCAACAUUAAAAUCACUACUCCAUUCAAAUCUUUAAAAGACACAUGUUUUAAAUCAUCCCAAUCUAUAUUCAACAACGUUCAAACUUAUCUUAUAACCCAUCCUCAUCUAGAUCAUAUAAAUGCCUUAGUUAUAAAUUCAUCAUCAUUUUCAAAAUUAAAUCCUAAACAAAUCUUUGGAUCAAAUUAUACCAUUGAUGCUUUAAAAGUUCAUAUUUUUAAUGGAAUCAUAUGGCCUAAAUUAAAUAAUUUCAAUCUUAUAAAUCUCAUCUCCAAACCAUUCUGGCAUCAAUUCUCCAUUAAUAAUGAUAAUUAUAAUAUAACCAUGUUUGAUUUAAGUCAUGGUGUAAGUUGUUCUAAUGGAUUCGUCAAACACGAGGAUAUCAUUGAACAACCUCGUGAUUGUAAUAAUAUCGUUCGAAAUGAAGAUACUUGUUAUUUAUCGCUGGCAUUUUUAAUUGAAUCACCAAGUUUCCAUAAAUCAUUAUUAAUCUUUGGAGAUUUUGAAAGUGAUUUAAUGUCCAAUCUUUCCAAGAAUAAAAGAGUGUGGAAUUUCAUUGCUCCAAUCAUAAAUUCUAAUCAAUUAUCAGGUAUAAUUUUAGAAUGUUCAAAUCAAAAUGAUUCAAAUGAAGAUGAAUUAUAUGGUCAUCUUAUACCGAAUCAUUUAAUUCAUGAAUUGAAAUAUCUUGAAUCAAAAUGUAUUUCAUUGAAUUCCUCCAUUUCAAAACCACUACAAGGGUUAAACAUCAUUGUCAAUCAUAUCAAAGAACCUUUAGAUACAGUUCAUGAUCCUCGACAAAUGAUAUUACAAGAAUUAAAUAAUUUAAAUGAUUUAGGAGUUCAAUUUUCCAUUGGGUUAAGUGGAGUAUCCGUAAUUAUAUAA